Messenger RNA from Pseudoliparis swirei, 3534 nucleotides. RefSeq names its product matrix metallopeptidase 14b (membrane-inserted) (gene mmp14b). Gene Ontology annotation, cellular component: extracellular matrix. The transcript has 10 exons. The coding region runs from base 508 to 2370 and encodes 620 amino acids. The record is from RefSeq and is a predicted model, not a curated record. Lineage: Eukaryota; Metazoa; Chordata; Actinopteri; Perciformes; Liparidae. Gene Ontology annotation, biological process: extracellular matrix organization; skeletal system development; collagen catabolic process. Gene Ontology annotation, molecular function: metalloendopeptidase activity; zinc ion binding.
CCUCUACUUUCCAGCUAAAGGUCUCCGGGGAGUAUCAAACUACCACGUCUGCAUCGGGAGAGAGAGGGGAAGAGGAGAAGGGAUCAAAAUUAACCGACUGUAGGGUAGAGGACAGCGAGGAGUCGGGACUGCUUCAUGAAAUCGAGGUCGGAUGCAACAUCUGGAGCAAAGCGCACAACUGAAUUUGGACAUAAAAUACGCAAAGCCUGCAGCCCCCGAGCCCCCGACAGACUUCAUGCUUCCAGUGACGCUUCAUAGUUUUGGUUAAGAUUCACCAGAAUGCACAUUGGACAAAUCCUUCUCGUGGUUUAAGUAACUCAAGUAAUAAGUUGCAGAGGGCGCAUAUCAUCUGGAAGUCGAUCUCGGUCGCGCCGUUUUCGUUUAUUGGAUUCCUCUUUUCACAGACAAUGUUUUGACACAUAGCAAAGUAAAGAUCGCGCAAACUGUUACAGGAAGAUCUGUCUAUUUGGUAUUGUUUUUGGGGGGGCGGGGGGGGGGAGUCAAGUGAUGGCACCAGAGCUCAAAUCGCUUGUCCGACUGCUGCUGCUGGCGGUGGUGUGGGAGAUGAGCGCGCACGGAGCGACGGAGCGACACAUCAAUCCAGAGUCGUGGCUGCAGCAGUACGGCUACCUGCCCCCGGGGGACUUGAGGACCCACGCCCUGCGCUCCCCUCACUCCGUCUCCUCGGCCAUCGGCUCCAUGCAGAAGUUCUACGGCCUCACCGUCACCGGCACCUUCGACACCAACACCAUCGAGGCCAUGCAGCGGCCGCGCUGCGGCGUGCCGGAUAAAUUUGGGGCCGAGCUGAAGAGCAACCUGAGGAGGAAAAGAUACGCCAUCAACGGCCUGAAGUGGCACAAGAAUGAAAUCACUUUCUCCAUACAGAACUACACCCCUAAGGUGGGCGAGUACGAGAGCAACGAGGCCAUCAGGAAUGCCUUCCAGGUGUGGGAGGCCAUCACCCCGCUUCGUUUCCGGGAGAUCCCCUACAGCUACAUCCGGGACAAGGUGGAGGAGUUCGCCGACAUUAUGCUCUUCUUCGCCGAUGGUUUCCACGGGGACAGCAGCCCGUUCGAUGGAGAGGGCGGCUUCCUGGCUCACGCCUACUUCCCCAGCCACGGCAUCGGGGGGGACACCCACUUUGACGCGGCCGAGCCGUGGACCGUGGGGAGCAAGAACCUGUACGGUAACGACUUGUUCCUGGUUGCGGUCCAUGAACUGGGCCACGCUCUGGGUCUGGAGCACUCCAAUGACCCUUCAGCCAUCAUGGCUCCCUUCUACCAGUGGAUGGACACCGACAACUUCCAACUUCCUGACGACGAUCGCAGAGGCAUACAGAAACUUUACGGUUCUGAAUCAGGAACCCCAGAUGUUUCACCCAGCAGGCCGGACCACCACCCAGACCCCACGUACCCACCAGACAAGCCUCACUACGGGCCCAACAUCUGCGACGGACACUUCGACACCAUCGCCAUCCUCAGGGGAGAAAUGUUUGUGUUCAAGGAUAAAUGGUUCUGGAGGGUCCGUAACAAGCAGGUUCUGGAUGGAUAUCCCAUGCCGAACGGACACUUUUGGAGGGGGUUGCCCACCCAUGUCAAUUCCGCCUUUGAAAGGGAAGAUGGGAAAUUUGUUUUCUUUAAGGGGGACAAGUACUGGGUCUUCACUGAAUCAGUUCUGGAUCCCAGUUUCCCGAAGAGUCUCACGGAGAUGGGCACUGGGCUUCCCAAAGACCGAAUAGACGCUGCGCUCUACUACACCCCCACUGGACAGACAUAUUACUUCAGAGCCAACAAAUAUUACCGCUUCAAUGAAGAUUCGCGAAGCGUCGACAGCGGCUAUCCGAAAGCGGUCAGUGUGUGGCAAGGAGUGCCCGACAACAUCAAGGCCGCCUUCAUGAGCAAGGACCAAGUGUACACCUACUUCUACAAAGCCAACAAGUACUGGAAGUUCAACAACCAGAUGAUGCGCGUGGAGCCAGGAUACCCCAAAUCUGCACUUCGGGACUGGAUGGGCUGCCCCAACGAAGACCCCAAGACGGGCGGAGGAGGAGGAGGAAGAGGAGGAGGACACGACAAGGACAAAGAGAGGGAGAAGGACAAGGAGCGGGAGGAUAAGGACAGAACCAGAGACAGGGAGAGGGAAAGAGAGAGGGAGACGGACACGGGGAAGGAGGGGGAGACGGAGGUGAUCAUAAUUGAGGUGGAGGAGGAGGGAGGGCUCGGGGCCGGCGGUGGAGCGGCCGCCGUGGUGGUGCCGCUGUUCCUGUUGGUGUGUGUGAUUGCGACGCUCGCCGCGUUGGUGUUUUUCCGUCGGUACGGAACCCCUCGCCGACUCCUCUACUGCCAGCGCUCUUUACUGGACAAGGUGUAGACGGAGGAGGAGGAGAAGAGGAGGAGACAGGGAGAGAAAGAGAACACACAAUGUGGAAGGAAUUCUUCAACACAGAUAACGAGAGCAGAAGAGAUUACAAAUGAAUAAAUAGAAAUAAAGGAGGAGAAAAAAUGCCAGAGUUGCAUUUUUUUUUAUUCGUACCACUGCCAGAUUCCUUUUGCUCCGUUGCUCAACCACUCCAUCCUUCCAUUUAUUUCCUCCCCCCUUCCUUCUGCCUCUCUCUCUCUCUCCUCGUGGUUACUGACGCCAGCUCAUCGCUGUUUGUUUUAGUCUUUAUUCGUAGUUCCUGUCGUGGUCAGUGUUUGUGUUCGUGUCAUCUCCGUGACGCACGUCCUCGCGAUCGUCCGUUUCUUCUUCUUCUUCUUCUUCUUCUUCUUCUUCUUCUUCUUCUUCUUCUCUCUCCUAUACUUCCACCCUCCUCUUUCUUCUUCUUCUUCUUCGUGUCUCUCCUAUACUUCCACCCUCCUCUUUCUUCUUCUUCUUCUUCUCCUCUCUCCUAUCCUUUCAUCGUCCUUUUUCUUAUUCUCUCUCCUAUCCUUCCACCCUCCUCUUCAUCUUCCGCUUCAUCUUCUUCUUCUUUAAAUCUUUUUGAAGCUCCGAUAUAUCGUAUCAGAGUAAAGCAAUAAAUCCCCUUUAGUGCUGAUUAUUAUUAUAAAUGAUGUCGUCAUUAUUAUUAUGACUAAUACUAUUGUUGUUGUUGUCCUACGUGGAAAGAUUUUUUGUUUUGUUUUUGUACAUUGUCAUUAAAAAGUCCUGCUGGACAGUGACAUACAGUUUUUAAAGUGGCCUUAAUUUUAUAAAUGUGUGGGACGGUGAAUGGGGAAGGGGGUUUUAUGUGUUCUUGAAACUUGAUUGUUUAUUUUUUUGUUCGUUUUUUUUACCUCGAAUCAAUCACGAAUGAAAUAAAUUGAAAUUUCUGAAAAUGACUCCUUUUUUCCCCUCAUUGUACUUGUUUACAGUUUUGAAUUCAUGGCGCUACAUAUAGUCCGGGGUUAUGAGUAGUUUAACAACAACGAUAAUGAUACUAGUGAUACUGAUGCUGAUAACCAUCUAGCUUGUGUGUGUGUGUGUGUGUGGGUGUGCGUCUCUUUACUCACUUCUAUUUUUACGCUUUCCCUACAUAAUAAAGUAACUUCAAAAGGC